GGCUCCGGUUCCGGUUCCGGCGGCGGCGCGGCGGCCGCAGCGCGCGCCACGUCCGCGGGGGCGGGGCCGCGCCCGGCGCGCUCCCGGCGGGCGGCGCGCGCGGUGCUGACGCGGCAGCGGCGGCCGGGCCGGACCGGGCCGAGCGCGGACAUGGUGGCCAAGCAGCGCAUCCGCAUGGCCAACGAGAAGCACAGCAAGAACAUCACCCAGCGCGGCAACGUCGCCAAGACCUCGAGAACGGCCCCGGAGGAGAAGGCGUCGGUCGGGCCCUGGCUGUUGGCGCUCUUCAUCUUCGUGGUCUGCGGAUCAGCCAUCUUCCAGAUCAUCCAGAGCAUCCGGAUGGGCAUGUGAGGGCCGGGCUGGCCAUGGCCCGCCGGCCCGGCCGCCGCGGCACCGGCCGUGUCGCAUUCCAGGUCCCUUCACCAGUCAUUCCGAGUUUUCUAGCCCGUGCCACAGUGCCUUGAACAGCACCACAUGUAUAAAGCAAUAAAAGUCUGUUGUUGAUCUACAAUCGUGGACCUACUUAUUCGCUGAAGAUCCGGCCUGCUCUCUGUAGUACGUGGAGCUAUACGCGACGUAGGUCCAUAGGAACUGGCAUCUCUUGUAAACACGGUCCCAGAUCAGUGUCACCCUCGCUGUGUAGCUGGAAACGGUUCCAUUUGACGCUGGAAGCCAGGAUUCCUGUGGAGGCUGGAGCCCGACUGUGCAGCAUGUUCCCGAGGAGCCUCCCUGCAUCCUCCGUGUGUGCAGGGCAGGGCGGGCCCACUGCAGCAUGUGGCAGUGCUCGCCGUCCCCACACCACGGCACCGCCUGCUGCUUUGUCCCAAUCCACGCAAAACGCUUCUCUGUGCAGGGCUCUGGGGUGGUGAGGAGCUGGCACGGCCGGGCAGAGCUGCUCCGGCAGGACCCGCUGCGGCAGCUCCAUGGACUGCGGGAGCACCGUGGCCAGACCUGUGGCUCCUCACACCUCUCCCGGCCGUGCCCGUGCUGUAAAUACUUCUUGGACAACUUUCAACAAGUGGUGAUAGUUUUAAAUUUGACAAUGUUGUGUGGGAAUACUGGGUGUGGAGAGGGGGGCGUGCUGCCUCCCUGCCCACAGUUCUGCUUCUGUAUGUGCAGCCCCUGCAGAGUGUGGUGUGUCUUGCAAUAUAUAUUUAAUCCUAUUUAAGGUAAAACCUGCCUUCAACUCGAUUUCUUUUAACAAUGGAUUCAGUAUUUAACUGCUUCCCUACUGGUGAUCACAAUUCCUUCUGUAGACGACUGUAAUUUGAGAUCACAUGGAAAAUGCUGCUAUUGAUCAUAUUUCCCUGCUGAUGGCCCUGACUCCUGAUGGCUCUGCUGUCUGCCUGGUGACAAAGGUGGUGGGAAUUGCUCUGCUGGUGCACACAGUUGCUAAAGGAAGAUUUCUUUUCUCCAGGUUUCUUAGAAGAUAAAUUUUAAGUCUGGUUACACUAGAAAUAAUAGAAAACAAAAUGGGUUGAGCUAAAUGAAUUGCCUGUUAGCCGUGAAGGAGCAGAUCUUUUGUACACGUUGUAUUUCCAUAUGGAAUCACUGGUGUGAGCCAGGGCCGCCCAGGGCACGGGGACCCUGUGCUGGGACACUCGUGUGCUGUGGCGGGGAAGUUGUGUCAUCGCUGAUUUUAAAUAAAGUUCUUUCCAAACACAA
Lonchura striata (white-rumped munia) is the source of this 1665-nucleotide messenger RNA. It is a transcript of the gene SERP1, whose product is annotated as stress associated endoplasmic reticulum protein 1. Gene Ontology annotation, cellular component: endoplasmic reticulum. Gene Ontology annotation, biological process: endoplasmic reticulum unfolded protein response. NCBI's taxonomy places the organism in Eukaryota, Metazoa, Chordata, Aves, Passeriformes, Estrildidae. The record is from RefSeq and is a predicted model, not a curated record.